Messenger RNA from Trypanosoma conorhini, 546 nucleotides. RefSeq lists its product as uncharacterized. The transcript has a single exon. Lineage: Eukaryota; Euglenozoa; Kinetoplastea; Trypanosomatida; Trypanosomatidae. Bases 1 to 546 code for a protein of 181 amino acids. The record is from RefSeq and is a predicted model, not a curated record.
AUGGUGCAGUGCGCCCCCGCCGGCGCCGGGGACGCGGCGGAGACGUACGUCGCAAUGGCAGUGCCGCUCCUGCACAUGCUGCAGCAGCGGCAGACGGCGCAGGCCGCGGUGGUGGCGGACGAGAUGCGGCGGCGGUGGGGGGAGCAGGCGGGGCCGGCGACCGAGUUGCUGAGGCUCCUGCGGCCCCACGCCACCGCGCGGCAGGAGCCACCGGAGGAGGAGGAGGACGGCCCUGCAAGCAGCACCUCCGCCGGCGACGGCGGCAGUGACAGUGACGGCAGCAGCAGCGACGAGGAGGAGGAAGACGAGGAUGCGGAGGGCGAUGCCGCUGUCGAGAGCGGGGACGUGAUGCAGACACUGCGGCAAAUUAUUGAGCGGCUCCCGCCCCGCGACGCCGCGGGAUCGCCAGCAACCGCGAGGGCCACGGCACCGGCGGAGCUGGCGGAGGAGACCGAAACUGAGGAGGAGAAGCGCAUCUUCAGAGACAUCGCUGGGGCCGUGGAGCGUGAGAUGAAGCGGCUGGCGGUUAUACGAAAGCACCGCUGA